AGUGUAUUCGAAAUAUCGCAGACUAGACGUUGUACACGCUGGUACCAGUUCAUUCAGUCAGUGUGUCGGUAGUACCCGCCUCAUUCUACUCAGAUACUGGCUAUCCUGUUACACAUUUCGUGCUCUUGCUAUGCUUGCUGUGGUUAUUAAGUACUAACAAAAGCUAACCGAACAUCCAAUGAAGAUGCCCGAAAACUGCAGCAUAAGCGACAGGAACCAUCCUGAAAGCAACAAACAGCGCAACAUCCAAGUCACCGCUAAAGUCCUCUUCGGCUCCGUGCAUGCCAUCAGCAGAUUGAAGCAGGAGGAGAAGGCGGCCAAGGAGAAUAAACGAAUUUAAAAAUUGCGCUAUGGACGAUGAUACUCACGGACGUUUUACUGACAACGACAUUACCACACGACCAAUGGACUAACGACGACCCACAUAACUUGACCAAAAGGAAAGAAAGCGACUAUUUCGAAAAGAACGACGCAGUUAAGGAAAACGAAAGCGAUGAUAAUAGCAAGAGUGAAAGCUACUACAAAAUUGAUAAGAGGGAGUUGGAUGAUGCGGUCGACUAUGGGAUCAGGGCCAUGCAAGAACUUAUCGAGGUCAAAGAACCGAAAUGGUACAAAAUGGGCUUGUAUUUGGAUGCAAAAGAGCCGGCUCACCACGUUGCGAAUUUUGGAGCCCCUAUCAAAAAAGCUAUCGACUUGUCAAAUUUCGGUUACGCCUCCCUGGAAGCCACUAAACGACUUGCAGAAACUUAUCCGGAAAAUGUGAGUCGACAAGCCGCCGGCAGUUUCGACACGAGACUCCGGGAGGAUGUGUGUCCAUUGAGGGGCACCCCUAGGUGUCCUGCGGCCUCCCGAAGGUACCGAACAGCCGAUGGUACCUGCAACAACUUUAAUAAACCAUGGAGAGGUUCUUCGCUACUACCCAUGCAAAGGUUCCUACAACCGGUCUACGAAGACGGCAUCCAAGCACCUCGCCGGUCCGUUUUCGGAAACAAGUUACCAUCUGCUAGGGAAAUCAGUACCAGGAUCCACCGCGACAAGAAUUUUGAAGUACCAACGGUCAGUCUCAUGUUUAUGCAAUGGGGGCAACUGAUCGACCACGAUCUGGUGUCAACUGUCAAAUCGCGAAGCUUCAAUGGGACGGUUCCCAGGUGCUGCCACAGAGGAGGACAAGCCCUUCUCCCACCAGAGCUCACGCACCCAAGUUGCCUGCCAAUCGAAGUAUCCCCCGACGACUGGUUCCUCUCCCCUUUCGGCCUCCGCUGCAUUGAAUUCAUCCGAAGUGCUCCUUCUACCCGCAUUGACUGUGAUCUAGGUUGGCGCGAGCAAAUCAACCAAGUCACUUCAUACCUCGACGCUUCCCCUAUUUACGGCAGUGACAUCGAAACAUCCGACUCAAUGCGCGUUUUUCGCAAAGGGAAACUUCACUAUGGCCGUCCACAAGGGCGCGAACCUCUCCAACCCCCUGAUCCUCCAGGCGGGGAACUCUGCCGAUCAGGAGCCGUCACUAGUGACUGUCUCCAAGGGGGUGAUGGCCGACUCAGCGAACAGCCGGGGCUUACAGCCCUCCAUACUGUGUUUCUGAGGUACCACAAUCGAUUAGCAACGGUUUUGGGGCAAAUCAACCCGCACUGGAGUGACGAAAAAGUGUAUCAAGAGACGAGAAGAAUCGUGGUUGCGAUUAUCCAACAUGUGACGUACCGGGAGUUCCUUCCCAUUGUUCUAGGUCCGGAAGUUGUUGAUUUGUUUGAGUUGAAGUUGGAACGAAAAGGGUAUUACUCCAGUUAUGACGAUCGGGUUAAUCCAGAAGUUGCAAAUGCCUUUGGGAGUGCAGCUUUCCGGUUUGGGCACAGUAUGGUACAAAAUUCUUUUGUUAGGUUUGAUACCAAGCACCGGCCACUCUUUAAUAAUGUGACCCUCCAUGAGGAGCAAGAAAACGUGGAAAACAUCUGGAGUUUGGGAUCAUUAGACCGGCUUUUGCUCGGCUUUUGCAACCAACCGUCGCAAAGACGUGAUGAGUUCAUUUGCGAGGAACUCACGAACCAUUUGUUUCAAUCCCGGGGAUUCCCCUUCGGAAUGGACCUCGCCGCUAUUAAUAUUCAAAGGGGGCGCGACCAUGGUCUUCCCCCAUAUACUUCUUGGCGUGAACCGUGCGGUUUAAGCCCUAUUAAAUCGUGGAAAGAUUUGGAAAAAAUUAUGAACCCGGACACAGUCCACCGUUUCGAAAGUCUUUACGAACAUAUCGACGACAUCGAUUUGUUUUCGGGGGGUUUAGCCGAGAAACCGGUCCGAGGAGGCAUCGUUGGCCCCACUUUUGCGUGUAUCAUUGCCCAACAGUUCCUAAAUUUGCGGAAAGGUGACCGAUUCUGGUAUGAAAAUGGCGGAUUUGAAUCGAGUUUCACUCCUGCGCAACUCCAACAGAUCCGUCACGUGACCCUUGCCCAUGUACUUUGUCAAACUUUGACAGAGAUUGAAACUAUCCAACCUUUUGUUUUUCUGACAGUUGAUAGUUUUCGCAACUCCCGAUUGUCAUGUGACAAUCCUGUGCUUGACAAUUUCGACUUGUCACCUUGGAUUGAAGAGGAUUUGAAUGAGGUGCGAAGACAAGGGAAGAAGAGACGGAAGUUGAAACGUACUACCAAAAAACCUAAAGUUGCAACUCCCGUCAAGGUCAAAGUUUACAACACGACAACUCACACGGUUAAAGUACAGACAAAACAGACUUACACUAACAAUUACGGUAACAUACCAAAUGACAUACCUCAACGACCGACUUUUGACAGUUACAAUGACAGACGGACGACUAGACCUGACGUGACUUACUUAUUUGGAGUUGUAGGCGAAUCGACAACUCCUAUUCCAACUCCAAAACCGUUCCAAGUCAAUAUUAAAAUUCAGUACUAUCCCCCAACAACUCCUAAACCGACCAGACGUACCCGACGCCCACUUGAUACUUACGACACGACGACCAAACAAAACUUUUACAGUGACGACUACUCAGUUUUUCGACCUCAAAAUUACUACCAAAGUAAAUACGAAGACCAGCCUUUUACAACCUCAAAAAGACCUUACAUUUACUCAAACAACUACGUUUAUUCGAAACGGCGACCCCAAGACGAUGUUUUCGACAGACUUUACAGCGAUGUCUACUCGAGUUCUUCUAAUUUUGGGGACCAAGACGAUUUGCCACGACCUUUUAAACAAUACGCGACAGGUCAUGUGGAAAAACUCUCGACUAAUGACGAACACGACAAAAUAGACUUCUACACUCCCAAAAAGCAGUCCGGUGGUACUAAAUUUGUGAAAAUUUCAAGUGUGAAAGGGCAGGAAUAUUUAGAUCCGAGCGGAGCAACUGUUCAAUUACAUGUUUCACAACGUGAAGGGGAUUUAGAACUUGAAGAAGGUGGUACCAAUGAUGAAGUAAGGCUAGUAGACCUAGAGGUACUACCGGGAGACUCAAAAUGGCUGGUUUACAACGCCACGGAAGAGGAACUAGACAUAAUGGUACUUCCUGAUGUCAAUCUAAACAUUUCCUGCUCCAGUGAACUUCCCAGACCUUUUCUUAGACGCAACUUGACAGUACCUGAGACAUGACUUGACCUGACUUAGUUUUAAUUUAAUUUAAUUGUUUCGAAAAAUUUUCGACUGGAUUUUUUUAAAGUACCGGCUAAAAUACUGCCAUGAUGGGUGAUAUGUGUUAUUUAUUAAUUUUUGUAUUUAUUAUUUUGGUGUAAUAAAGUUAUUUUAUUAAU
This is a messenger RNA of Tribolium madens (black flour beetle), 3749 nucleotides long. Its product is annotated as chorion peroxidase-like. NCBI's taxonomy places the organism in Eukaryota, Metazoa, Arthropoda, Insecta, Coleoptera, Tenebrionidae. Gene Ontology annotation, molecular function: heme binding; peroxidase activity. Gene Ontology annotation, biological process: response to oxidative stress. The record is from RefSeq and is a predicted model, not a curated record. The transcript is spliced from 8 exons. The coding region runs from base 358 to 3591 and encodes 1077 amino acids.